AUGAAUAAGGAAGUGUGUGAAAAGUUCAAGAAUGUAAGGGAAUGGUUACCACAUGAAUUGAUUGAAGGAAAUAAUACAAAUAUUGAUGAAAAUUUGAAAAAAUAUUGUGAUAAAGGAUUAUGUGAAGAUUCUUUCGAAAAAAUUAAUGCUGGAUGUUUAUAUUUGUUUGAUGCGUUAUUUGGGAGUUCUCAAUUGUUUAAUUCUGUUGCAAAAGGAAACACCAAUAUUGUUGAUUACAUUUUGAUAUGGUUAAGUUAUAUGUUAAACCUUACCAAAAAUGAAGAAAGUGCCAGUAUAGAGCCUUUUUAUAAAGCAUAUAUAAAUACUGAUAAGAAGUAUAACAAUAAAAUAGGUAAUGUUACUGCUUAUAAUAGUUAUAAGGAUCUUAUAGAUAAAAAAGAAGAUUUUAUUAGUAUUUAUGUUAAAGAUAUGUCUAAAUUUUAUGAUGCAUUUGUAUUAUUAUGUUAUAUAUAUAUUAAGGUUAAUGAAGAAGGCCUAAAUUGCUAUAGUUUUUCGGAAAUAGCUAAUGAUUUUGCUAAAAAAUAUGAUGAGCUUAAUGAAAAUUAUAAUAAUGGUAAAGAUAGUCCCUAUAAUCAAUUAUUAUCUACAUUAUCAAAUGAUUAUUGUAAUUUAAAAAAUAAAUGUAAUCAAUUUCCAACUCUUCCAACAUAUUCACGAAGAUUCGUAAUAAAAAGGACACUAAUUCCAAUUGCAUUUAUGCUUGUUGCAUUAUCAAUUUUCUUGGGAAUUGAAUAUAAGUAUUCGUCACUUGGAUUUCGGAAACGAUCUCAAAAACAAUGUUUAAGAGAAAAAAUAAAAAAUAUAAUGAAGAAAAUGAUUCAUUAA
Messenger RNA from Plasmodium yoelii, 846 nucleotides. Its product is annotated as PIR protein. The record is from RefSeq and is a predicted model, not a curated record. The transcript has 3 exons. The coding region runs from base 1 to 846 and encodes 281 amino acids. Lineage: Eukaryota; Apicomplexa; Aconoidasida; Haemosporida; Plasmodiidae.